AUGUCUGUCUACCAAGAACCUCACAUUGUGUCGCCUAUCGUCGAAGACGACGACUCCUCUGAUACCACGCUGCGUCCCUCACCUCUCCAGUAUCCGCAGCGCAGCCGUCCACGCGAGUCUCAGAGAAUGAGCAGCCAACGGACCGCACUAUCGCCGCCGCCUCGACUCGAGCGAUUCACAUCUCUACGGGUUGGCAAUUUCCAACGCGUUCCCUCGACUGCGUCUUCUCGGACUGCCGACGAUUACUUUGAUCCACAGCCGUUCAACCAAGACUCACAACGACCUAGCGAAGUUGGCACGCAAUCACAACCACCUACUCCUCCGUCUACCCUGACUCGCUUCAAAUCUUUGCGAGCCGUCCGUCCUCAACUGGCACGUUCAUCAUCCAAGAGCUUCUGGCAGUCCCGCGAGCUCACCGAAAAAGAGCUCGAGGAUCGAACUUAUGCUCGACAAGCCGUCCGCCGGGAAGCCAUCAACCCAGCCGUCCAGGCCGUGGAUUUCGAUCUGGUCUCCUCCUUGACCAAGAUCAGUCGACAUGAUAGCAAGAGAUUCAAGCUUCAGCCAUUGCCGGCCGGAGCUGUUGAUCACGAUGCUGCUUUAGUGUCAGACAGUAGUUCUGAGAAGACCUUGGUCAACAGGUCGGAUGACAGACAAGUCCCACGCAUCAACAAGACGCGCUACGUUGGCAUCAUGUGUGCUCUAUGCGUGACAUUUUCGCUACUGGCGCUUGAUGCGACGAUCGUGGCUACCCUGCUACCGACUAUCACUGGACAAUGGAACUCAAUCAGCGAAGUUGGCUGGUAUGGUGCAGCCUACCUGCUCCCACAACCAACACUUCAGCCUCUCUUCGGAAAGCUGUACCCAUUCUUUGACGCAAAGAUCUUGUUUGUCCUGUCCUUGGCCAUCUUCGAGAUCGGCUCACUCGUCUGCGCUCUCGCGAACUCGUCCACCAUGUUCAUCGUCGGCCGUCUUGUGGCUGGAGUCGGCGCUGCAGCUCUGGCUCCUGGAAUCUUUGCUCUCAUUACUGAGCUGGUGCCUCGAAGCAAACGACCCAUCUUUACCGGUCUGGGCGCCAGCACAGCCGGCAUUGCCGCCGUUCUCGGUCCCGUGCUCGGCGGUGUAUUGACUCAGCAGCUCAGCUGGCGAUGGUGCUUCUACAUCAACCUCCCUCUUGGAGCUGCUGUGGUGACCAUCAUCAUCAUCUGCUGUCCACCAUUGGGCUGCCGCAUGAAAAUGCCAGUACUGUACGAGCUUUUCCUUGCGCUUGAUCCCAUCGGCGUCAAGCUCUUGACAGCCAGUGUUGUAUGCCUGCUGUUUGCGAUGCAAUUCGGCGCCCAGGACUCAUGGAGCGCGCCUGGUGUGAUUGCGCUGUUGACCGUGUCUGGCGUGCUCAUCGUCUGGUUCGGCUUCCAGCAGGCAAUGGCUGAUCCUUUGCAGGCGCUUCUGCCACGAAGUCUGUUCGUCGAAGGCACCGAUGCACAAGGCAGCGGCGUCAAACUCAUCCCCUACCUCCUGAGCCAAACAACAGCAGCAAUUGCCACAGGCAUCUUCGUACAGCGAAGCCGUCUCUUCAACCCGCCAAUGCUCCUCGGCACCGCCGUCUUCGCCGUGGGCGCCGGUUUCCUCUACACUCUGGAUGCAGACACCCCCAACGCCCGUAUCAUCGGCUUCCAGAUCCUUACCGGCUUCGGCGCAGGCUGCGGUCAAUUUCUAGCGACUGGCAUUGCACAGCAAGUCCUCUCCCGAGAAGAGGAAUCAAUUGGUCUUUCCAUGGUGUACAUGAUCAAAAUGCUGGGUGCGACCAUCUCUGUCGCCAUCUGUAGCACACUGUUCAAUGGUGAGCUGAAGUCGAAUCUAUCGAACGGUGGCUUCGACCAGGCUCAAGUGGAACAGAUUGAGGCGGCUAUUGCUACCUCGAGCAAAUUCAACGGCACUUCUGGAGAUGCUACGGAGAGUAUCAUCAAGGAUGCGAUUACUCAGAGUGUCACCACUACAUUCAUUGUGCCCAUUGCGGUGGGCGUACUUGCGUUUGUCGUUGCGGUAGUCCAGCCAUGGCAGAAGGUCGCACUACCGGAAAAGGAGGAGGGAAGUGGGCAGGAGAAACCAGUUGUGAAGUAG
Cyphellophora attinorum is the source of this 2118-nucleotide messenger RNA. Its product is annotated as putative HC-toxin efflux carrier TOXA. Gene Ontology annotation, biological process: transmembrane transport. Gene Ontology annotation, molecular function: transmembrane transporter activity. Lineage: Eukaryota; Fungi; Ascomycota; Eurotiomycetes; Chaetothyriales; Cyphellophoraceae. The transcript has 2 exons. The record is from RefSeq and is a predicted model, not a curated record. Bases 1 to 2118 code for a protein of 705 amino acids.